AUGCCGUUCCUGCAGCUGCUGCCGUCGGCGGUCGACAGGGACGGCGGCGGCGACGACGAUGGCGAGGAAGGCAAAGGCGGCGCCGGCGGGGGCGGCUGGAAAUUGAAGCGGUCCAAGUCUGAUUACCUGAAGCAUGAAGGCGCCGGCGACGAGGAGGAGGCUCUGGGGCUGCUCGACCCCCGGGGCUCGGCGGCGGCGGCGGCAGCGGCGGCGGCGGCGGACGGCGCGCGGGGGGCGCAGGUGGAUCUGCCGCAGCUGAAGUACGAGGCGCCCUGGCGGCAAAGCGGCGGCGGUGGUGGCAGUGGCGGGCGGUGA
Molecule: messenger RNA, 315 nt
Organism: Monoraphidium neglectum
Lineage: Eukaryota; Viridiplantae; Chlorophyta; Chlorophyceae; Sphaeropleales; Selenastraceae
Exons: 1
Coding region: 1-315 (104 amino acids)
Source: RefSeq, a predicted model, not a curated record